This is a messenger RNA of Paramuricea clavata, 5150 nucleotides long. NCBI's taxonomy places the organism in Eukaryota, Metazoa, Cnidaria, Anthozoa, Malacalcyonacea, Plexauridae. The record is from the annotation of a GenBank genome assembly.
AUGAUGUCACUUCUCCUAACACUGCGCAGGUUUGAAAACAGUCGUAUCACGUUGGAAACGAAAGUUCGGGAGGAAUUUGAAAAAGAAACCAAAUACAAGGACUACCAUCAAAGUUCUUUCUCAGUAAAACAAGUUAAAUCACAUCAGGUAUAGUUCAGUGGAGUGAGUGGAGAGCCCAAACCUGUCAAUCUUGGGGGGGGGGGAGUGGUGGAGGGUGUGUGGCAGGUGGUGGGGAUACAUUAUUUCCAUUUAGUCUAUUACAGUAGUGUAUUUUCAUUUAUUGACAGACUCUGUCCACCCAGGCAUUGGUGCAUAAUGUAUAUGAAUUUGACAAUCCACCCUUUAACCCACUGAGUGGCAGCACCAGUGGCGAAGCCAGCCCGACAAUUUGGUCAUGCUAUGCAAAUAUUUCCAUGUUCAUAGACCGUGAAAACAAUAAAUUUCUAAAGAAAUGAAUAAUGAUAAUCAUUUAAAAUUUGCAUAGCAUGACCAAACUGUCGGGCUGGCUUCGCCACUGGGCAGCACUCUCCCCUUGACGAGUAAGUUAGACAAAAUAAAAAGGGCACAUUCCCACUUAAAGGGUUAACAGAUGCAUGGACAGAUAAUCUGAUCAAUCCAUUGAGUGGUAGCACUCUCCCCUUGAUGAGUAAAAUCGUCUGGCAUUAGACAGAGUAAAAUAGUAAAGUAGGACACAUCAGGGAGCAUUGCCACUUAAGAGUAAAAUAGUAAAGUAGGACACAUCAGGGAGCAUUGCCACUUAAAGGGUUAAUGUGAAAAUUAUCUGGCAUUGGAAGGAUUUGAACAUUAUGUCAUAUCUCUGAAAAAGGAAUGGUCAUUGAACAAGGUGUUAAUUGUUAGUAGUUGCUGAGUAUGAUGUUUUAAUAUUCUUUGUAGAUUCUUGCAAUCAAUCGUGCAGAAGGUGAAAAGAUUCUUCAAGUGAAGUUGAACUGCCCACAAAACCUUGAACGGAUAUUUUUGCACCAAGCUGAAAGACAACAUAUUCUCAUCAGUAACAGAUUGUCUGGUAAGUUUUGAAAAUUAUUUAAAAGUAUUUAUGUAAUAUUAUAGCUUCUCAGCUGAGCUGGUUCAAUUUUCAUGAUACAAUUUGCUAGUUCUCUGCCAAUUAAUGUUGAGCAUAAUUAUAUGGCAGUUUUAUUAAUACUUGUUAAAAAGAGUUUUAGUUUACUAUUUAAGAAUGUAUACAUCACUUUUCAGAAAUAGCCUGCAAAAUUCCAAUUUGAAUGCAAAAUGAACACAGCCAGCAACGCAUUUCCCAAAGCUUUUUAUCAAUGCUUGUUUAUGAGCAGUCCAGCUAGCAUAUUUGCAUUCUUUUACAGGUUUUGUUAGGGGGAUAAUGUCUACAUCACUAAUAGAUGCUUACAACAGGCUGAUGUUGCCCAAGCUGUUCAGACAUAAGAGGUGAGAAUUAUAUAAUACUUUUUGUUUGUGGAAAAACCAUGUGAAUUUAUUACAUGCAGUAAUAAAUUUAUGUGGUGUUUCCACAAACAAAAAGAAUUAUAUGUUUUAUCACCAAUACACCAUGCAAACAUACAAGGAACUUCAGGUAAGAAUUAGUUGGCAAUUAAUUUAUUAGGAGAAAAUUCACCACAACAAUAAAAAUGUAGCAGCCUAUCUUAUUUACUCAUAACCUUUUGCAUGAAUAUAGUAUUUACUCUGUCUAAUGCAGGAUGAUUUUACUCACAGAGAGUCUUGUGCAUUAGUGGCUAAUACACAAUGAUCUCAACAAGCCCAAUGUUUGACAUUCUGUACGAUGCAUGAUAGUGAUAUUAUUUCUAGAAUUGAGCUGACGAAGAAAGCAGAACGUGAAUCAGUUCAGGUGUUUUCCAGAAAUCUACAUCGUCUUCUCCUCACACCUCCUGUGACUGGACGUAACGUGCUAGCCAUUGAUCCUGGCUUUAAACAUGGCAGUAAAAUUGCUGUUAUCAAUGAGACUGGUAGGAUAAAAAGUUUCGAUCUUUUUUAUUACACCUUUUAUUAUUUUAUUACAUUUUAAUAGUUUAAUGCCAUUCAUAAUCCAGCCACAAUGCAGCAGGGAUGGAUCCAGCAUGAUCUGGUAGGGGGUGGGGUGUUCUGGUGCCAAGUUGUGUCGGUCAUGUGUGCCGCCCAGCCAUCAACAUACUCAGUGGCGUAGCCAACUCAGUGGCAUAGCCAGUAAUUUCUUUAGAAAUUGAUAGUUUAUAAACAAUGGCAUUAUUUGCAUAGCGGGACUGAAUUGUCAGGCUGGCUACGCCACUAAACAUAAUAUAUUGAUUUGUAAUUGUUGUUCACAGUUCGUUUAUCAUCUUGUUAUUGUUCGAAUUACUGUAUCUUAUUUUGUUUCUAUUUUUUGCUUUACCACGAAAAAUAGCACCCCCACCUUUUUUCUAAAUAUAUAGGGGGCAUCCUGGAUACUGCUGUUCUUGAUCUGCUUGGACGUGAUGCUCGACAUUGCGAGGAACGAUUACAAGGACUCCUUUUAAAACACAAGUAAGAACAACGAAUGCAUUGUUAAUUAACUGGACCACUGAUUAUAGAAUAACAGCUUAUGCAUAACCUUCGAUCUGCACUUGCACCUAUCACACACUCUUAUACAGACUAUCUUAUGCAGACUAUCUUAUGCAGACUAUCUUAUGCAGACUAUCUUUUGCAGACUAUCUUUUGCAGACUAUCUUAUGCUUAAACUUGUACUUUGUAGUUGUAACACGAUCGCUCUUGGCAAUGGCAAGGGAUGUCGUGAGACUGAAAAUUUCAUAACUCGGAUGAAAAAUGCAGGGAAACUGAGGAGUGAUGUUGUGUACAGGUAGAAUUAAUAAUCUACUGCCAAUGAUAUUUCAGUUCUGAAUUAUAUAUGAGGAAUGGGGAGGCUGGUAGAAGGAGGAGGGAUGGAGGAAGGAUGCUCAAUUACAUGUAGACACACUUGUGACAUGUGCACUGAAUUUAUUCCUUGUUAUUGGAAGGUUUGCUUUUCAAAAUAAUGGUAAAUUACACUUGUUGGAAAUAGUUGUGAUAUCAUAUUAUACAGAUACCUAACAGUGCAGAAUUUGCGCAGCUAAAUCCAUAUCCCAGUUUACUUAGCUUCCUCCUCCAAAAAGCCUCAGACAUGACGUAAAUAAAGAAGCAGCCUGCAGGGUUUAGAAUAACAUUCACUACAUGUCUGUAUAUACAGUAUGUUAUUUUUGUUUAGUAUCGUCAGUGAAGACGGAGCGUCCGUCUAUAGCGUGUCUGAAGAAGCACAGAAGGAACUGCCGAAUUUAGAUGUGAAUCUUCGAAGUGCAGGUAGGAAUUAUUACCUUGUUUUAAUUUCUUGCUGUUACUGUUUGCCAAAUGCUUGAGUAUGGGUUACCUGUCCCCUGCUACUUACCAUAUGUCAAGGAUAAGCUAUUUAGUAAGUUGGUUACCUUCCCUGUGCUCAAAACAUAUAAGUAGUAGAGUUUAGUUGGGGCUUUCCUGUGAUGCGACGAUUUUUCCCUGGAUUCUCCUUGUCUUCUUCAUGUUGAGCGUGUAUUGUAUCAUGAGCCUCUGGCUUAUGUGAAUUCAGCAGUCACAGUCUGUAUUACUAUUUACUACGAGAUAACUUAUACAUGAUAGUAUUUCCACAGUUUCAAUAGCAAGGCGUCUGCAGAAUCCUAUGUUGGAGUUGAUCAAAAUUGAACCAAGACACAUUGGAGUUGGAAUGUACCAGGUACGAUUUUGGUCGCACCGAUGGUCAGACCAUGUCUCGAUUCCUGGAAUGUAAAGUUUUCUUGUCAGAUUGUCGCUUAAAUAAGGGAUAUGUCUUACCACACACCUAUGAAGAACAAUUGUAGAACUGAUAAAGCUACCCAGUAGAAAUAAAGUUUAUUGUAGUAACACUGGAACAAUAAGAGAUAUGAUCUUUACUGGACCUAGCUGUAUCCAGUAUAAUUUUUAUAAUUUAAUUUUAAAAAAUUAUACUGGAUAUCAGUUCUAAAGAGGUCCAGUAUAAGGAUCACAUCUCUUAUUGUAUAAAUAAAGCUAGUUUAGUUUAGUUUCCCUGAACUCGUUAUAUUUCUUUUGUAGCACGAUAUUCCAGAGCAGUUGUUACAACAAGCACUAAAUGGUGUUCUUGAAGACUGUGUGAGUUUAGUGGGAGUGGAUUUGAAUGCAUCUGGCAUUCAUGCACUGAAGUAUGUUAAAUAUUAUACUUGUAGUGUCCAAAAAAUAAAAUCGAAUUACUCAAAUCACUUGAUAAAAAAUUAACUUCUGCAUGUCUCAAACGAGAAUAUAUACAUCACAAUACAACCAAGGUUCCCAGUAGAAGCCGGCACCCAACGAUCUUUGUUGUCUACAGCGUAGAUAAUCAAAAUUGUAAAUUCUUCUUUACCAUAGAAAUGUCGAGGGAAAUGUUUCUAGCUUUUCCUCCUCCUCGAAAUUCUUUUGGGAACCCUGCUUACGACACCUACAAUACUACACGACAGUACCUACCGUAUACUCGUACAGUAAACGUUUCAGCAUUGUUUACUUUUCAGACGAAUCGCAGGUCUUAAUGAACGCAAGGCGAAGGAAAUUAUUGCAUGGCGUGAACGGAAUGGUUCAUUUCGAAGUCGCGAACAGCUGAAAGAAGUUCGUGGCAUCGGGGAGAAGACGUUUGAACAGUGUGCUGGAUUUGUGCGCAUAUUUCAGCACCCUCCACAGAUCAUUACUCUUGAUACGGAUAGUGAAGAGGGGGGAAAGAGCGACAAAGGGAAAUUGUCUGGCAAGAGGAAGGCAGAUGGAAGUGGACCAUCGACCAGUAAGAAGAGAAAACAUACACCAAUACUGAUACUUUUUAAUAAACUGGAUUCAACUUCUAUUCAUCCUGAGUCCUAUGCAACUGCUACAGAGUGAGUGGAGUUUCGAUCUUUUAGGAGCUGCUCGUAUGAGCCAGACCAGUCCAGCUGGAAUGCUCCAUUGUCUUUUCACUGUUUUGAAAACCCCACUGUACUCGUGCAAUGCCAUCCAGUCAUGAUCCAGUCAUCAGAAUGUUCCAUUGUCUUUUCAUUGUUUUGAAAAUCUCGCUGUUCUCCAUGCCAUUUUUAGACUUGUCAGCCUCAUUAAAGCAAGCUUGACGGACGUCGGUCAAGCUCGAAUUAAAGAAAAAAUGGAUAAUUUUAUUUCUAACAAAGGUACUUACACUGUAGGUUGAAUCAUGU